Molecule: messenger RNA, 459 nt
Organism: Paramecium pentaurelia
Lineage: Eukaryota; Ciliophora; Oligohymenophorea; Peniculida; Parameciidae
Source: the annotation of a GenBank genome assembly
AUGUUUGAAUAACUUGAUUGGGUUAGUUUUGGGGUGCAAUAUAUGUCUAUAAAGAUAUAAUUAAAAUUAAUCCAACACAUGAUCUAUCAUAUUAAAAAAUAGGUAUUCCAUAUUCUUAAUAAAUUAGAUGAUAUCUUAAGAGAUUUAAAAUCUUAUUAAUAAGCAAAGAAAUUUUAUGAUUAAUGCAUUUCAAUACAUCUAAAUAAUUCAAACACUUAAUUUGGGAAAGUUUUAAUAGAAUAUAUUAUUUAGGCGAAUCUUUAUUAAUUUUGAAAUUGUUUUUGGUCUAAGGGAGACUUAUUAAUUUAAUGAAACCUUAUAAUAUUAUGUAAAAGCUAUUGAAAUUGAUAAAUCUAAGUUAGAGUAGUACAUGAGUUAGGGUAAAAUAUGAAGAUAAAUAAAUUAGGAGAAUGCUUAGUCAACUUAAGUAAAAUCUCAAGAAGCAUUAGAUGUUUAUGA